Messenger RNA from Stomoxys calcitrans (stable fly), 3176 nucleotides. It is a transcript of the gene AstC-R1, whose product is annotated as substance-P receptor. Lineage: Eukaryota; Metazoa; Arthropoda; Insecta; Diptera; Muscidae. Gene Ontology annotation, molecular function: peptide binding; somatostatin receptor activity. The transcript is spliced from 2 exons. The record is from RefSeq and is a predicted model, not a curated record. Gene Ontology annotation, cellular component: membrane; neuron projection. The coding region runs from base 768 to 2918 and encodes 716 amino acids. Gene Ontology annotation, biological process: G protein-coupled receptor signaling pathway.
AAAAAGCAACAUGUUAUCCCAAUUGGUGCUGCUGGCGUUGUGCACUUUUCUGAAUGGAAGGAAAAAUCAAAAGUUCAUGCAACUUGCAAAUGCAAAAGGAACCCAGACACACGCCGACUCGAACACAACAAAACGCAUUUUCGCCGGCAAAACAUGCAAUAGUUGGCAAAAAAACGUUGAACGUGAAACGUGCACAGCAUAGACAUGCCAUGAAGGAGGCAUCAAUAUCAUCAUCCGUAAAGCUACAAAAAAAAAAAAAAAAAAUAAACAACAAAAUAAAAAGGCGGCAUGAUAGCAAAAAAUCUGUAAAAAAUUAAAAAGAAAACAACCAAACAUUUGUAACAAAAGUGAAGUGUUUACACAAAAAUGGAAAAACAAAUCGAAGCUCCCAAUUAAAAAUGUUAUUGUUAUGAAUCGAAUAUACUUGGUCUAAAUAAAUUAUGAUUGUGGAAAAUAUUUGAUAAAAUAAAAUCAUUUAAAAAUCUUUAUCGGUGAAAUAAUUAACAAAAGUUUCCAAGAACCAAAGUUAAUACGUCAACCAAAGGGGUUAAUUCCUUUUUAUAUAAAUUAUUUCUUAAAUUCAAAGAAAUCAUGUUUGGCUAUAAAAAAGAAUAGAAAAAUGGAUUAAAACUGAAGCCUCAAGGUAUAGCAAAAGGAAAAUCAAGGAGCAAGCGGAAGUGAAAACAAAGUUUAUUCGUGGUGGUGGUAGCUGUAUUACCAAACUCCAUUAUCCGUCAAGUGUUAAAGAGUAUAAUGCGGCCCACACCAUGUCAACUCUUGCAAACACUUCAAAAACGGAGGCACGUUCCACUAACACUGUGAGACAGCUAAGUCGGAAGCGGAUAUGCAUGGCAAUGGAGGACAUGUGCAUUAGUCGCACCAUCAAUGCAAGAAAGACAAACAUCGAAGUCGCAUCCCCUGCCAAAGACAGUCACACAAUGGGACGCAAUGUGCAAGACAGGAAACAUGUUUACAUUCAACAAUUACCGCUUCCAUGGUGGUGCUAUUGGUAUCUUGUCAUUUGCACCAACUUAUUAUUUUGUUGCUCCUGGACACAUGCCAUCCAACCCAGAACCUUAGGUACAGCAGUCACGUGGUCUACUCCGGGAGCUUUCGAGAAACCAACAACACUCAACUCAGAUAUGGCACCAAGUGUGGCUAGGACACCACACCGAGAUGGUUUAUUUGCAGCUGUCAAUGGUAACCCAACAACCGGAGAUGAGAAAACAAAAGCCGCUAUAGCUGUUACCAGCAACUUUGUGGGUGAUCUUACCAAAGAUUUCCAGGGUGUAUAUAUUUUCGGAAGUAAUGAAACUAUAAACCAAACCCAUGGUAUUGUGCAGAGUGGAAAGACCAAAGCAUUUAAAGUUGCCUUAAACUCAUCACGUAAUGCAGUGGAUGGCUUAGCCAGCAGGACGGGUGCUGGUGUUGUUGCUGUAGCUCACACAGAAACAGGACAUGACCUCCCUACGGUGGAUAGAGAUUAUGCAACAUCAACCACUGGCCCAACAAAGAGCUUCGCCUCCACUAUCAUAGCCGCAACGGCAAUUAGCCAUGUAGGCAGUGAAUCCACUGCCAUGGCUUGGGAUUUUAAUCAUACAGAGAACUAUGAGGAGAUAACUUUCCAUGAGGAGUGUCUUCAAAGUAGCAACUCAUUGGCUCAUGUCUUUACAGUGGCUCUCUAUUCAGUGGUAUGUGUGGUGGGUCUAUUUGGCAACACCUUGGUGAUAUGGGUGGUUUUUCGUUUCUCCAAAAUGCAAACUGUCACAAAUAUUUAUAUCUUAAAUUUGGCCAUAGCUGAUGAGUGCUUCCUCAUAGGUAUCCCCUUUCUGCUGUACACCAUGCGUAUAUGCAGUUGGAAAUUUGGUGAAUUUGUGUGCAAGGCCUACAUGGUAAGCACCUCCAUAACUCAGUUUACUUCAUCCAUAUUCCUGCUGAUAAUGGCCGCCGAUAGAUAUCUGGCGGUGUGUCAUCCCAUCGAAUCGCCACGGUAUCGAACGAUACGCAUUGCAAAGUUGGUCUCCGUGAUAGCCUGGGUCACCUCGGCCGUGCUUAUGAUGCCGGUGAUUCUCUUUGCCAGCACAGUGCGCCAAGAAGAUGGCAUCAACUACUCCUGUAACAUUGACUGGCCGGAGGUGUACAAGAAGCACUCAGGUACCACCUUUAUACUCUACACAUUCCUGCUGGGCUUUGCCACCCCUUUGUGCUUCAUUCUGGUGUUCUACUAUUUGGUGAUACGCAAGCUGCACAGUGUCCAGCAGAAGCACAAGUCCAAGGAGAAGAAACGUUCGCACCGCAAAGUGACACGUUUGGUGCUGACGGUCAUCACGGUGUACAUACUCUGCUGGUUGCCACAUUGGGUGUCACAAGUGUCGUUGAUCAACUCCUUUGUGGGUCACAAGGAAUUGACUCGUCUGGAAAUUCUGCUAAUAUUGCUGUUCGGUUGUUUAGCCUAUUCCAACUCGGCCAUGAAUCCCAUACUUUAUGCUUUUCUGAGUGACAAUUUCCGCAAAUCAUUUACCAAGGCAUUCAGCUGUGUUACCAGCCAUGAGGUAGAGGCCCAGUUGAUCAACGAAAAUAGUGUUGUCACCCACAAACGUAGUGGAAGUGCAUUGAAUAAGCGAAAGGGCUCGCGACGAAUGUCCAUACCCAGGGCUGGGCCAACACCGCAAAACAAUUGCUUUCUAGCUCCAACCAUUGUCCAUAAUAGUGGAGGGGGUUCAUCAUCGGGAACCUCGGCCUCAACCGCCACCACAGCCACUGACAAAUCGUCCAAUAGCAACAAUAAAUCGAAAAGGGAAGUCAAUGGUGAUAUUGUGUGUACCGCCGCAACAAAGGAGGGUGAAAAAAUCACUUUGGCCGUAAAUCAUCAGCCUGGGAACGAGAUGGAAAAAACACAAACUCAAACCAAUGUGUAGACAAACCAAUUUGCAAAACGCCUUGAGAUAUACUCUAGAAAAAGAGUUGGGAAGAAUAGCAUCCCUGUUGUAUGUAACGGAAUUGAAGCAGUAAAUAUGGUAAUAAAAAUGGUGGCCAGAACCAAAGUAUGCUGCAAAACGAAUAUUGAUACAAAAGAGUCUGUAUUUUCGGAUUUCUUUACAUUAGACUAGUUUGUAGGUUAUAAGCAGAUAUAAGAAUAUAAAAAGAGCAAAAAUACAGCAUUAAAAGAUUUUAAA